AGGAAGAGGAGGAGAGGAAGCAGCGAGGCAGUUCCUUUGAGAACGAAGGCGAACCAGCAGCGACUGCAGCCGCCGCCUCUCCCUCCUUGGCGCGCUCCCCGCGACGGUGGCAGCCGAUGAAGGAGCCGGCGGGCGGCCGCCUGGAGCCCCUGCCUCGCCCCCUCCUCCUCCUUCUCCUCCUCCUCCUCCUCCAGGGCGGGAUGGGAGCGCAAUGAGCCCAGAGCCGGAACCACCGCCGCCACCUCCACCUCCACCGGCUCUCCUUCCUCUGCCUGCGCCGGCAGCCCCGGAGGUGGUGGCCCUGACCGUGGCGGCGGUGGUCGACGGCGAAGCGGCGGCGGCGGCGGCAGGAGCCAAGAAGUGCGGCAGCCGCAUCAUGCUGGUGAGGCGGGUGGGCCUCAAGCCCGUCGGAGGCGCCGCUGCGCAAGGUAUUGGCCGACCAAGUGUGUACCAUGCUGUUAUUGUCAUCUUCCUUGAAUUCUUCGCUUGGGGCCUGCUCACAACACCCAUGCUUACAGUUUUACGUGAAACUUUUCCUCAGCAUACAUUUCUAAUGAAUGGCCUCAUCCAGGGAGUUAAGGGUUUUUUAUCCUUCAUGAGUGCUCCACUUAUAGGUGCUCUGUCUGAUGUCUGGGGAAGAAAGUCAUUCCUUCUGGUUACAGUUUUCUUUACUUGUGUACCAAUUCCAUUAAUGAAGAUAAGUCCAUGGUGGUAUUUCGCUAUGAUUUCUGUAUCUGGGAUUUUUGCUGUUACCUUCUCUGUGAUAUUUGCAUAUGUAGCAGACAUAACACAAGAACAUGAAAGAAGCACGGCAUAUGGACUGGUCUCUGCCACAUUUGCAGCAAGUUUGGUAACUAGUCCAGCUAUUGGAGCACACCUCUCUACCCUCUAUGGUGAUAAUUUGGUGGUAUUAAUAGCAACAGUUGUAGCUGUUGUGGACAUCUGUUUCAUUCUGCUGGCUGUACCAGAAUCUCUACCAGAAAAAAUGAGACCACCUUCAUGGGGAGCCCUUAUAUCAUGGGAACAAGCAGAUCCUUUUGCAUCAUUGAGAAAAGUUGGGAAGGAUUCCACAAUCUUGCUGACUUGCAUUACCGUCUUUCUUUCGUACCUGCCUGAGGCUGGCCAGUAUUCUAGCUUUUUUCUGUAUUUGAGACAAGUGAUAAAAUUUGAAUAUGCUAGCAUUGCAGCAUUCAUAGCAGUUAUUGGAAUUCUGUCUAUAGUUGCUCAGACUAUUUUUCUCAGUAUCCUGAUGCGGUCUAUAGGGAAUAAAAAUACAGUACUCCUUGGCCUUGGUUUUCAGAUGUUCCAGCUGGCCUGGUAUGGUUUUGGUUCUCAACCCUGGAUGAUGUGGGCAGCAGGAGCUGUAGCAGCCAUGUCAAGUAUUACAUUUCCAGCAAUCAGUGCUCUCGUGUCCCGAAAUGCAGACUCAGACCAACAAGGAGUUGUCCAGGGAAUAAUAACUGGAAUCAGAGGCCUUUGCAAUGGUCUUGGCCCUGCUCUUUAUGGCUUUAUAUUUUUCCUAUUCCAUGUGGAACUUAAUGAGUUGGCACCUGUUCAAGAUAAAACGACUAUGCAGGAUCCAAGUGAUGAAAGUUCAAUUAUACCUGGCCCGCCUUUCCUAUUCGGAGCAUGUGCAGUCCUUCUAGCUUUUCUGGUUGCCUUAUUUAUCCCUGAGCACAGUAAAGCCAGCAGUUCCAGGAAGCACAGCAACAGCAUCAGCAGUAUCCAGAGCAACAACCCAGAUCGAGGCAGUGAUGAGGACAUUGAGCCACUGCUGCAAGAUAGCAGCGUAUGAGAGCUAGACUUUGCUAAUGUUAAUAUUGACUGCAAGCAAGCAAAAUCCAUGCACUGAGCUCUGAAUUCAGAGCAUAACUUUACUGGAGUGAGAUUUUGACUCGUCAGAAGCUUUGCACAUUUCACAUUGUGUAAGUGGGCAUUGAUGUCCAAUUUGGGCGGAUUUCAGCCACUUACUGUGUUUUUGUUUUUUGUUUUGUAUAACAGUCCAAAGUAGUUAUUUUUGUGUAUCUGUGCAAAUCCAAUCAAGCCCAAUACUGAACUUGGAAUUAUGGAAUACAUUAUCUUGGAAAAUACCUUAACACACAUUUGAACACUGAGCACCUAAAUUCACUGUGAACAGACCACAGCCCCUGCAAGAAAUAGCAAGUAGUCAAGUUUUUCCAUUAUGCCUUUCCAUUGGAUAUGUACUCCUUUGUAGCCCUCUUGGGUUUGGGAAAAUAUUAUAUACAAGUAAAUGUUACUGAUAGAAAAAGGUCAUUAGGAAAUCUCUCCAUUAUCUUACUUAUCAUGUUGUCUUGAUGAAUUGAUAUUGCAUAACUAGUUAGUGAUGAGUGUUGCAGGAGAACUUCAGCCACUGAAAUAGAGGUUAUUUACAAGUUUUUCAACUCUUAUGCCCAAAGACUCUUAACUUACUAUGUGCAAAAAGGGCUCCAUUUGGAAUCUAAAAUGAGCAAAAACAAUUCUUUACUGAUGGAAGGCAUUAGUUGUUCACUGAACUAGCUAGCAUCUCCUGCGUGGCCAGUUCUAACACAGAAACUAAUUAACUGGAUGCUGAGGCAAUUUACAUUGACAUGUGUGUAUUUACUGCAUCAUCUGUCACUGAUCUGCCAUAUGAAGCACUUCCAAACCUGUUAAUUUUACUCCUGCCGUCAUAUCAAUUUCUGAAGAAUCUCUUAGAAUUACGAUUAUGAAAUGCUUCUCCAAAAGAGGCUUUAAAAGAUGGUUUAGUUUCUACACCGUAUCAAGCUAUAAUUUUUAGAGGCAUUUUAUGAAAUUGCACAGAUUUCUAUGUAUUUUGCUGCAGUGGAAAAGGAUCAUUACACAACAGUCUAACAAAGUACUCUUAUGAAUGUUUUAUAUGUACUGAAAUAUAUGUAGAUAUUUGUAAGAAGUUUUACUUUUUCCAGAUGAGAUAAUGUGUAAAUCUUGUAUUUAUAAAUGUAAUGAGGGUGUUGACAGAUAUACAGCUUUUAUAAAGGAUUGUGUAAUGACUGACCAAAAUUUAAAUAUAUAUAUAUAUAUAUAUUUUGAAACUUGUUCCGCCUUAAGCAAAGAUAUCAAACCUUUUGUACUAUGCAGUUUGGUUUUUAAGUUAAUAAGCUUCCUAAUGCAUAAUAAAUUUGCAACCUAUAUUA
Sceloporus undulatus (fence lizard) is the source of this 3152-nucleotide messenger RNA. RefSeq names its product hippocampus abundant transcript-like protein 1. Gene Ontology annotation, biological process: transmembrane transport. Bases 212 to 1795 code for a protein of 527 amino acids. The record is from RefSeq and is a predicted model, not a curated record. The transcript is spliced from 12 exons. Gene Ontology annotation, molecular function: transmembrane transporter activity. Lineage: Eukaryota; Metazoa; Chordata; Lepidosauria; Squamata; Phrynosomatidae. Gene Ontology annotation, cellular component: membrane.